UGUGUGUUAGUCUCAACAUGUGUGUUAGUCUCAACAUGUGUGUUAGAGUCUCAACAUGUGUGUUAGAGUCUAAGCGUGUGUUAGAGUCUAAGCGUGUGUUAGAGUCUAAACGUGUGUUAGAGUCUAAGCGUGUGUGUUAGAGUCUAAACGUGUGUUAGAGUCUCAACGUGUGUGUUAGUCAUGUAUGUCUAUGUGUAACAUGUAUGUUAGUCAGGUCGUCAUGUGGGAUGUUUUCUUGGUUAACUGUUUUUGCGUGACGCUCUCUGUUUGACUGAUUUUUCUGAGCUCGUCUGUUUGUCGACAUGAACCUGAACUUGAAUAAAGUGUUGUUUGUGUCACAGUGGUUCCUCCAGAGAUUCAUGUGUACACCAGCAGCUGAUGACGUCACGCUCACAUCACCACGGUGACGACACACACAGGAGGAAACAUUUCAAAUUAAAGCGCCCUGACACACAAAACAUGAACACUGACGAGGUGUGAGUGACGGCUCAGGAUGCAGGGACUCGGAGGGAGGCCGGUUCGAGUCCAGCAGGGACCGGAGCGUGGACUGAGGUUCAUCUGCUGACCCCUGAGCAAGGCACUGAACCCCAAACUGCUCCUGGUCUAUAGCUGUAAAUAAACUCCAUCAUGACUCGUGUGACAUGUCUGAGCUGGAGACAAACAGCUGAUCCAUCAGUCACACCUGCAGGGCUGAAGGUCCACCUGAGGAUGAAUAAAAUCAUUUCCCACGGCGCAUGCGCCGUAAUCCACAACACCGACACGCAGCGCAUCUUACAUUUAAACGGAGUCCAGUUUAACGGUUCGGCUGUGACGUAACCGUGUCACGUCAUCACGGUAUGAUGUUCCGUCUGCUGUCGGACCGAACCGGAACAGAGCCGCGAGCUUCCGGCCCCGUUAAACCAUGACGAAGCCCGCGGGCGGUGUGUGUAAAUGUGGCCGAGCAGGGCUGCUCAAAGCCGGGUACGGCUCAGCCGCAGGACCCCCACACCGACCACUGACGCCAUUUUGGGGGGGAUUGCCGCCAUAACAACAAGAAGAGCCGGGGGCGGGAAGACCGACGACCCGCUCCGGUACCGGAGCGUUUAACGGCACGUUAACGUCCCGUCACUCCCUGUCUCACCAACACACAGCCUGUCUCACCGACACACAGCCUGUCUCACCGACACACAGCCUGUCUGUCUCUCUGUCUGUCUCCGGCUCGACCGGAAAUGGUUCGGUCCAUAUUUAGCUGUAACUUUGAUCACACCGCCUCGCGCACCGUCCGUUUUGCCGCGUUAACGCCGGUCUGUCUCGCGCACACAGCCGCCUGUCUGUCUGUCUGUCUGUCUGACCGGGCCGGUCAUGGCGUCUGUCCUCUGCGUCCCAGCGGCUUUAAUAAUCCAAUAAACGGUCCAACGGGUGGAGGUGAAUCUACACCACAUGGGACACCGUCCCGCUGCUCCGCCGCUCUCCCCGCUGCCGGUACCGGCCCGCAGUCCUCCGGUGUCGGUGCUGAGCCGCCGGGCGAGUUUUGAACCAGGUGGCGGCAGCAAGAUGGCGUCCGAGGCUGCGCAGUACCGGAGCAGAGGACGGCGAUGACGUCGGCUGGGACACCGCGUGCAGCUUCCCCCCCUCGGUUAGAAAAGAUCCGCGGUGUGUCGGUGAGGUCUGUACGGCGGGAAAACAGACGGUAACGCUUGGAUUAACGGUACACCGUCGAAAUACUCGAAGUGUUCGACAAAGCAGAAGGAUGCUGUCUUGAACCGCUGCACAGAUGUAUAAAAAGCAGGAUCCUCCUGCCUUUUAGAUGUCUGCGAUCUGUUCAUGGCUUCUACCAAGAAGCAGAAAGGAAUGGUGUUCCAUCAGGAAAGGGAAACCACCCCUGCAGGUGCACCUGCAGGGGACCACCCACCUGUACUCCUCGUCGUUCCCAAACCAGGGAAGGCAAGCGAAGAUGGGAUGGAACAAAGCAUGUGUGUAACCAACGAAGAGGCAGGUAUUUCGGGUAAACCCAACAUGUACCCAUCGAAGGAAGCCAUCAGGACUUCUGGUGGACACCCUGCCAGUUCAAACCCUCAGUCAGACAACCUGUCAUCAGACAGCAUCUGCAAAGGCAUCAGAGUGACACUGGACAACAACAGCAUGUGGAAUGAGUUCUUCAGAUGCAGAACAGAGAUGAUUCUGACUAAACAAGGCAGCAGGAUGUUCCCCUACUGCCGCUUUCGGAUCUCCGGCUUGCAGCCAUCAAGGAAGUACUCUUUGAUCAUGGACAUUCAGCCUUUAGACAACAGUCGUUACAGGUGGACCGGCAAGAGCUGGCAAGUUUCUGGAAAGCCUGAAUGUCACGUUAAGAGUCAGCCGUUUGCUCAUCCAGAGUCCCCAUCGACGGGUCAACACUGGAUGCAGAAUCCAGUAUCCUUUUACAAACUGAAGCUCACAAACAACAUUGCAGACCAAGAGGGGAACACCAUCCUGCACCCGAUGCACCGCUACUUACCACGACUGCACGUGAUCCAAUCUGACAAAGCUACUAAAGACAUAAAGCUAAACGGCCCCUGUGUCGUCACAUUCACUUUCCCACAAACUGAGUUUAUGGCGGUCACUGCCUACCAGAACUCGCGGUUUGCUCAGCUUAAAGUUGAGUACAACCCGUUUGCUAAAGGACUGAAGGAGGACAGCUCAAGUUCCUGGGGCCUAAAACUGAAACUGAACUCUGGCAAAGACUCACUCAAAGGUGGAGGCACAACAACAAGCGAGAAGCAUCCUUUGAAGAAGAGUUUGAAGUCUUUGCUUGCAAACCACAAACCUAGGAGCUUCAAAGCUGUGGACUCGAAACCUUCGGUGUCAGAUGACCUUCAGAUGAAAUCCACUACUAACAAAGAUCAGUCCACUACAAAAGUCACCGAGGAUGGUCCAUGUAAUUCACAUCCAGCUCAAAAGUUAUUUUCUGAACUCAUUCGAGAGGCUCAUGUUUCUCUGCAAAGAUGCAACCUGGAGCAGCUGGGCAUCAAUAACAGCACCUCGCACAGGACAGAGCGAACCAACACUAAAACCACAGCACCGAUGAGCAAUGGACAAGAUGUUUCUAAGAGGGAGUCUGUCCGGACACGAAGAGGAAGUUCACCUGCAAAGAAAGGUGAUGCUGCUGUAACAAGGAGGAAAGUUAAGGAGGGCAAGGACUGUUUGAAUUAUUUUAACUGCAGCAACAAUCUUAGAGCAGAUUGCUUUGAGGUCUGUAAUGAUGCAGCAUCCCAGGGCUCCUCUGUGGACUCCAAUGGAUGCCAAUGUAAGCCUGAAGAACAAUCAGAGGUGAACGUAAAGCAACAUAAACGUCCAGCCCCUCUGCCCCUGCCAGCCCUUGCUUUGUUUCUGAAGCAGCAUUCAACAAAAUCUAAAAAGGCUAGGAGCAAGUCAGACUCUCCUCCCCUGGGAAUCCCACCUGAGAAUCUCUCUGAAUCACAGACUGAAUGUCAACCUUUGGAUCAUAUCGGAGAGCCAACUGGUCCAUCAAAGGACAUCACUAACUCUGGUACUGGUGCACAUUUGAGUCCAGAUGAAAUAGUUUUUAACGUGACUGGACAAGACGUUGAAACCUCCUAUCAGCUCUCUGGUCCAUCAUGUCCUGAUGAUACCACAGAUCCAAACGGACCAAGAACUGAUGGUGUCCUGGACUUUGUUUCAGUCGCUGAGAAUGACGGCACAGAGCCAGCGGUGCCAGCCGGUACACCAGUGUUACCCAAACCAGAUCAGCCAUUUUGUACAUCCACAGCCACUAUUUCCGCAACUGACACUACCUCUUCUCUGUCCCCCAUUUCAUCACCACUCCUCGACACAGUGUUACCUGCUCCGAUCUCGCCACAAGCCUCGACCAUCGCAGAGUCCUCCACACUACCGCCAGACUCUAUGAACGAGUCUGACUCUUUGCUGCCUGACCCAGAGUGUUCCUCUUUUGGCUUUGAGCCUUUGUUACCUGCAAGCUCUCCAGAACCUUUACCUCCGAUGCCCGCCUUGUUAACUUUACAACUUGACUCCACUACGACUGAACCAAGUCUAAAGGUGGUACCUCCUGAAGAGUUUCCACACCCUGAAGGCUCUGGGGCUUCUGUGUUUAAAUGGCAUACAGUGUUGCCUCCUCUGGAGCCUUACAUAGACACUUCAUUUACACCAUUUCAGCCCGCACCACAGACUCUAACUCUACCAUCUGUUACGUCACCUUUGUUGCCUUCCCCAACCGCCUCUCACCAUGAACCACAGACGUUUGACACCUCCACACCUCACCCCGGUCCCGUUCCAUCAUUUCAAGAGAACGAACAGUCGCUGCCCUUCCCCACUGAACUGUCCCCCCUCGCUCUUCAGCUGCCACUGUCUCCGACCUUCUCCUCAUUAGAUGGAGACGGUUUGUCGCCCACGCCUUCAAUCACUGACCUUGUGCACUUUUUCUCCACUGACGAUGACCUCGGCAUGGAGGUGGACUUCUCAAACACAGAAGCAGUGGCUGCUCCCUGCCCGCCUCCAACUACAGCAGAAACAAACACACCUGAGGUCUCUCAGCAGGUGCAACCAGCCCCGGCCAACAAACCCUGCAAACACAAGAAGAAGUCCCAGCCGCGAAAGCUUGCUAAGAAAGAUCCGGAUCAGAAGACCGAUGACGCCACCUACACGAGCAUGCAGCCUAACCUAGAGGAAGUGGAGGAGCAGUUAUUUAUCUCGUUCACCUCGAAGGAGGCGCUCAAGCUUCACGUAGUGGAUGCACCUGAAGAGACAGAUUCACCGCCUCAGACAACACAUGACGUUCACCUGCGACAAAUCUCUGACACACCUGAGAAUGACAAAAGCUCGGAUGUCGGAGGAAUCUCGCUCCUCGACAGUAUCAACCCCAAUAAUUUUCCCGCCAAACUGUGGCGUUUGGUGAACAACCCUGCAAACAAAGCCAUCCGCUGGGACGGGCACGGCGAGGUCGUCGUCAUCGAUCACCACCUCUUCGAGAGACAGUUCCUGUCUCCAAUCACGGACAACGCAGAUGCAUUCAAGACGACCAACUUCUCCAGCUUUGUCCGUCAGCUCAACCUGUAUGGCUUCAGAAGAGCUGAUCCAACCGCCAAAAACAAGCACCACCCCACCGGGGACAUUGGGACCUUCCAUUACUUUUCUAACCCAAACUUCAAGAGAGACCACCCUGAACUCAUCGUGAAUCUAAAGAGACUUACCGUCAACAACAAGGUGAAACUACAAGCUGGUCUGGACGUGAAGUCUCGACCCCCGCGACGGCGAGUCAGCGGAGGUGAUGAUGUCAGAGACGGAAACAUGAAAAAAGUAGAGACAGCCAAGAGUUUGGAGGAGAAGAUCAUCGCCUUUGAGAAGAUUCUUCUCAGAGACCUGAAGCUGAUGAGACACCGACAGGUGAUCCACCCAGUCCUUCAGGAAGUCGGUUUGAAGAUGAACCUGCUGGAUUCGACUCUGGCUAUAGAUCUGCAGUACCUGGGAGUCCGCCUGCCCAUCCCGCCUGCUGGAGUCCAGGUGAAGCCGCAGACCCAGGACAUGCCAACACCUCAGGGUGUUUGUGCAGCGUUCGUGUCCAGAACAGGUAAAACUACAGAUGUGACCCAGAUUAAAGGUUGGAGAGAAAAGUUUACUCCAUCAGAGGCUCCGCCUGCUCCGGCUCCACCCAAACCUGAAGCUGGUUCCGGUUGUGACCCACAGAAGAAGAACCUGUCAGCGUUCUGCAGCGACAUGUUGGACGAGUACUUGGAGAACGAGGGCCGGCUAAUCGACGAGCGAGCCGCCAGCUUCUCUCAGCCGGUGGAGGAGCCGCUGGUCUACGAGCUGCCCACCAGAAGCUCCAGCUAUGUCCGGACCCUCGACAGCGUCCUGAAGAAGCAGACCGGUUCCCCCACAUCGGACCUCAUAUCCGGGUUCAUCCCACCCUCUAAGAGACACAAACUCAGCCUGAAGGAGUCCAGAACAUCCCGGAGAGAGAACGCCAAGCAGAGAGGUCCAAAACACAAACUGAGACCAGAACCAGCAGCUGCACUACUCUGUACACCAGUACUGGGUCCAGCCGGCUCUGACCUGGUCCAUGAACAGCAUGGAGUCCAGAACCCAGACUCUUUGUCUUCUCAGCAGCCCACCUUCAAGAGGAGGAAGAGGCUCAAACCCAAGACCUCGUCCCAGACCCUCAGCCCCCACCGGUCCACAAUGACGGUCAUCUCCGAGGACAUGGCGCCACUGGAGUCGGACUCUGAGCUCAGGACCGCCGCUGCCAACGAAGCCAGCAAGAGGGAUGGAGGACCCGUGAUGACCCGGACUCUGCUGAGACAGAAGGACCUGGAAGACGGGGUGGUGUGGGAGGGCCGACCCAGAACCAACAUCACAGAGGAGAGGGCUGCCAUUGCUCUGACAUCACUGUUCACACUGCAGGGUUUCGUUAGGGAGAACCCGACCGCUCCCAUCCAGCUGAUCCGGAGACGGCCCCCGCCCUGCCUGAACGACUUCUGCCGGCUCGGCUGCGUCUGCUCAAGUCUGGCCCACUGCGCCAGGAUCAGCCACUGCGGCCGGCCCCAGUGCAUGCUGGGAUGCAGCUGCCUCAAGCAGAAGGUGGUCCUCCUCAAGAACCUGGACGGGUCCGACUCCAGCCCCUCCCACCACGUUAACAACAAGAAGAGGAGGAGGAAGCGGAGGAUGAAGAUGGCCUACAUUCUUAAGGAGGCGGAAAGUGUUUCCCAGCCUGCCGAGCGGGUACGGACUCUGUGGAAGAGGGACAUCGAAAACUCGGAUCCAGAACCAACCCACGUCCCCAAACCAGCAUCCCGGUCCCGACCCACUGAGCGAGCCGACAAUCGGAACAGCUGUGCCCGAGUCCGAGCGUACAGGAAGAAGGCCCACAAGGAGGACUUGAUAGCCGUGAAGUCUAAAACUCGUCUGAAACCUUCAAGGAAGAGAGUCCCGACACUCAGAACCGGAUCCAGUCCUCCAGCAGGUGAUCCAGGUGAGCCGGCUUCCUUGGAUCAGACCCAGAGUCCUCCAGCAGAACCGCUGCCAAAGCCGUCGAAGCGUCUGAUCAUCUUGGCGGAGUGUAAAUGGGUGAGUGACGCCGACCGGAACCAGGUGUUGAAGAAGCUGUGUGAGCGGAUGGCCCUGGACCGACUGGACCGACCUUUCUGGAUCAAAAAGUACCUCAUCAGUCCGAUCAGUCAGACGGUAGAGGAGAGCGGCGCCGACCGCUGCAUCCAGUACAAAAUCCACAUCUCCAGACCCAGACUGGAGCGGGAAGAACCAGCAGGACCUGUGAGACCGCCGCCACCACGACACGGGAGACGGAAGGCGAUGAAACAACAGCAGCAGGUACACCUGAAUCAGGUGGCCAGGGAGGCGGAGCCUCUGGAAGACUGGCAGCGACAGGUGGAGGAGGAAGGGGCGGGGCCUCUGGAAGACUGGCAGCGACAGGUGGAGGAGGAAGGGGCGGGGCCUCUUGAAAAUUGGCAGCGGGAGGUGGAGGAGGAAGGGGCGGGGCCUCUGGAAGACUGGCAGCGGGAGGUGGAGGAGGAGGACAUCGAGGAGGACAUGGACUCAACAGCUCACCACGUGCAUGAUGGGAGAGAGCGCAGAAAAGAGGAAGUGAGGUCAAAGAAGAAGAAGAUGGUUACCAUGGCGCUGCCUUUCCUCACAGGAAUCUCCCCUGCCGGCUUCCUGUCAGCCAACAGGAAGCAGCCAGGAGGGACAGAACACCUGGUCCAGGUAAACAGGAAGUUCUAUCCUCUGGCUAAGAUCCAGUUGGGGAAAAUGGGGGCGCUCCACCCGGCGAACCGGCUGGCAGCGUAUCUCACAGGCCGGGUGGGGUCCAACAGGAAUCAACAAGGUUCCACUUCCUGUGCCUCUGGACCUCGUCAGAACCAGAGUACAGGCUCGACCGUUCAGGCCGCCUCCCCAGUUAUCUCGGCGGUUUCUGGCCUUGCUGCUGACCCCCCACCCAGAUCUCAACCGGCAGUCGCGGUGCUCACCAUCCCAGCACCGCCUACAGUGCUUCAGCCAGCUCCAGUGAAAGUCGAACGAGCCGCCUCGUCUGACCAGCCUUCAGGUAAAGCACCUGAGGGGGCGGGGUCAAAGGUUGUCACGGUGAAAGUGUUCGUCCGUCCCACGGGAGGGGCUAGUCAGGUCAGGGUGGUACCUGGUGCUCCCGUUAACUCUGACCACAUGCCAGGUAACGUGAAUCCACCGCCUAAAGGCUCCCAGCUGUUGAUGGUUCAGGUCCCGGGUCUUCAGGGGAAGGCUCCGGCGCCCGCUGUGACGCCCACCACCCCCGGUCAGCGGAUGGUCCUGCAGCCGGUCCAAGCAGUGCCGGGCGUCCAGUACUACCGCAGACCGGAUGGUAAACUGGUCCAACUGGUUCCCAUCAGCCAGCUAAAACCGUUCAACCCCAACCAACUGGCUCCGAGAGGCCCCUCCCCCUCUGUCCACCCUGUAGCGUCUCCUGAGACUCCCGUCCUGAAUCAGACAUUUCCAGUGACCACGUCCCCGUCCCGCCCCUCUCUGUCUGGCCUCCAGUCCUUCACUGUGAACCCCGCCCCCUCCCAGCUUGGCCCCGCCCACAGUUUCCUGUCCAAUAAAGAGACGUGCACCUUUAAAAUCCUCCCCACCAACUCCAGCAGGGAACCAAUCCUUGUCACCUGUGCUAAAGUUCCCCCCACCCCUUGCACCAACGUAGCUCCGGGUUCCUUUACCCUCCUCCACCCGUUUGCCGCCGCCGCCGCCUCCCCGGUCAACCUCAUCUCCCUCAAACCCUCCGCAGGUCAGGGGGCGGAGCUCGGGGUCAAAACAGUAACGGCGUCUGCAGUUCCGGUGGGUCCAGGUGAGGUGUUAGUCCCACAGAAACCUGCUUCACCUCAAACUACUGCCACCAGACCUCCACCCCCUCCACCAGGGUCAAAGGUCACACCUGUACCCACGCCGUGCCCCCCCGUUGACAGGAUCAGCGCGGCGCCGGAGCCCGCCUGCGACCCGGGAGACCUGGAUGUCAUCUGUGUGGAAGACGAGACGUGGCGUGUUACCACGGAGACGGUGGCCGUGGCAGAGCAGUCGGCGGAUGCGGUGGAUAUUUCAUCGGGCAGCGAUGGAGAACAGGCGGAUAACACGUCGACCAUCGGAGACGAGACGGACGGCGACAAAGACAGAGAGACAACCUCAGAGAUGCAGCGUCACAUUCAUAACGUGCUGGAGAAGAAGCGGCGUGUGCGGCUGCAUCGCCUGUUUGAAGGUCUGAGGACGACCGUCGGUCUGAGUGACAUCACGUCCAAACACAGCAUGCUCAAAAAGGCCGUGCAGGUGAUCCAGGUGUUGACGAAGGUCGAGGCAGGCCUGGAGGAGCAGAAGAGGAGGCUGAUGGCGAGGAGAAGCAGGCUCUUGAAAGCCAUGGCGCGCUGUGAUGCGAGCGGACAGGUGAGCUCACCUGAGGCUGUGUCACAGAGACGUUUGGAGGAGAUGAUCCCAUCAGAUGAAGAGAAACUUGUCACCAUGGCGACACAUAACGAGGUCCCCAGUGUUGCCGUGGAAACAGUGGUGGAGAAGAGUCAGCUGAUUGUGGCUCAGAGGAAGCCGGCGAGCGUGGACUUCCUGUCUGAUCAUCACGAGCGGCAAAGCGGGUCGAGUGUGAAGAAGAUGGAUGACGCUCAGAGCAUCACAGCCGCCAUCGAAACGCUCUGCUCAGCACUCGACAGCAGAAACUGUCCGAAGAGACGUCAGCUGAAACAGGUCCAGCAGGAUAUCUGGACCGAGCAGAACAACGAGGAGAGACUGAAGAGUCUGAAGACGUGUUUGAGCCAGCAGAGAGACGCCUACGUCAGAGAGAUCUGCCAGAGAUCAGGUAAAAGUGAGCAGAGCGUCCUGAGCGAGCUGCGGCACCUGUCGUCCAAUCAGACGACGGCUGAUCAAUCAGCCAAUCAGCUGCCAGCAGAAGCAGCAGCAAGCAGAGCCGUCGAUGACAUCAUAAUCACGUCCUCCGACCUCAGACAAGCUCCACCCACCCUCACACCUGUCCAUCAAGCUCAGAGCAGCCUGCAGACGACACCGUCUGUUUCCCACAAUGCAUCAUGCAUGCUGGGGGACAGGCCGAGGACGGUCCCCAACAUCCUGUCCCACAGAAGGAAACAAGCUCCGCCCACGACACCUCCAGAAACUACGGCAGAAUCUCUGGCUCUGGUACCGGCCGAGGUUCUGUCCCUGGUUGGUGCAGCAUUGCCGGGGCAACCGGUCUUGUCCCUAAACCCACUGAUGGCGCUGCAGACGCUUCCUCCAUCAGACCUCCUGUUGCAGCGACAUCAUCACCUGGUCCCGGAGGCUCCGCCCCCCCAGGUGGACUCUGCCGGGUCAGAUCGGAUCAAAGACCAGAACCAGGUCAUGGUGGGCGGGGCUCCGGACAGCGAGUGUCUGACCUCACUGCUCAAUGAGAUAGUCUUCCUCAACCAGCAGGUCGUCACCACGGCGACGACAACAGGCGUACCGUCACCACGGAGACUGUCCUCGGAGGUGGGGCCACAGGACGAAGGCCACGCCCACAACCCGUGGCUCCUGCAGCUGGACUCUGACUCUGACGACACGGUUACUCUGGAGACAGUGGAGGCGGGGCUUAACAACGGACCGCAGCCCGCUAACGAAAACACUACAAGUGGCGUCCUGGCUCCGCCCCCUCUGCUGCAGAUGAAGGUGGGCGGGGCCAAGGUGACGGACUCUGCUACCAACCACGAAGCCACAGAGGAGGGAGUGGGCGGGACCGCGUGGAGGCCGAUGCCGAGGCUCGUUCCUCUAGGCCUCAGAGGAAACCCCGCCAGCUGACAUCACACAGCACUGAUGAUGAUGUCAGAAACAUGUGACGCAUGUGAAGGCCAAUCAGAGCCCUGCAGCUUUUUCCACGACGAUCACUCCGAACGUUUCAUUUAUGUUUACAGAUGUUUUUAUUUAGAGUUUAAACUGAAGCGGCAACGAGCGACCAUGGCAACGAGCGACCACGGCAACAAGCGGUCUUUCAUUUCCUGUUGGGUUUUUUUCCAGCUCAGAUUUUGUAAUAGUUUUUCAUCAUCAGAAAACGUUAAACAAACGUUAAACAAACGUUAAACAAACGUUAAACACUGAGCUGCUGUCAACAUGUUUAAGUUUAAGGAUUCAGGUGGACUCACCUGGACUUACCUGGACUCGGGUGGACUCUGCUCGUGCUCACUCCGGCAUUUGAAGCUGCGUUCGAUGGAAACGUUUGUACAGUUUGUAUUUUUGUAUGUUAAAAGGAACUCUGAUGAUGUCAUUGUGAUGUAACUCUCAAAUAAAGUUUGAAAAUUAA
Molecule: messenger RNA, 11302 nt
Organism: Larimichthys crocea (large yellow croaker)
Lineage: Eukaryota; Metazoa; Chordata; Actinopteri; Sciaenidae
Gene: mgaa
Product: MAX dimerization protein MGA a
Exons: 26
Coding region: 1804-10803 (2999 amino acids)
Biological process (GO): regulation of transcription by RNA polymerase II; cell fate specification; positive regulation of DNA-templated transcription
Cellular component (GO): chromatin; nucleus
Molecular function (GO): protein dimerization activity; RNA polymerase II cis-regulatory region sequence-specific DNA binding; DNA-binding transcription factor activity, RNA polymerase II-specific
Source: RefSeq, a predicted model, not a curated record